Exophiala mesophila is the source of this 1860-nucleotide messenger RNA. RefSeq lists its product as uncharacterized. The record is from RefSeq and is a predicted model, not a curated record. Bases 1 to 1860 code for a protein of 619 amino acids. Lineage: Eukaryota; Fungi; Ascomycota; Eurotiomycetes; Chaetothyriales; Herpotrichiellaceae. The transcript has a single exon.
AUGGUUGAUGUCUUUGCCGAGAGAAUAUACCCCCAGGUGCCUAUCGGCGACCUCAUCAGAGCAUAUCUUCGCCACAACUCGUGGGAUUUUGAGAGUGCCGUGUCACAAUAUACCGAGGACCGUGAAAGACUAUUAGAAAGUCUCAUCGAAGAAGAGGAGAAGAAAAAGAAGAAGGAGAAUGAAACCGAAAGUUCGGCGGUGUCAUCUAUAUCAUCAUCAUCAUCAUCAUCAUCAUCAUCAACAAAGUCAAGCGGUGUCUCUGACACAUCAGAGCGGCAAAGAGAUAUUCCGAAAAUAAAAGAGUUGGAGAUGCCAUGGUGGCUCAAUGACAACAACGAGCAAGAGCGCCGAGAUGCUGGGCUGGCGCUCAGGAUCCACUAUGAAGACCAGGCCGAUGACGAGGAGGUCGAAGUGACGCCAUCCGAGGCCAUCCUGUUGCUUCACAUGGCGGACUGGGACUUCACCGAGGCAUGCGAACAAUUCAGAUCACUGCCCGAUGCCAUUAGAGCUGUAGGCAAGCAGUUUGACCGGAUGCGCUCCAGCCUCCCACCACAGACCCUGAAACCUCGUGCCGGUGAUGAGAUCCAAGAACAACAGCUCCGAGAACAGGAUGAGCGUCUGGCAACAUUCAUCAACAUCACCGGCCGGAGUGAUUGGUUUUCAUUGAAGGUAUUCCUGGAGAAACGUCACUGGAACCUUAUUGCAGCGAUUGAGGCUUGGUUUCGUUCUGGUGUGCCCCCUGUUCUGUCUAGGCGCAAACAUGUUCUUUACGACUUGCGGUAUGACUAUAACAUGAAGACACUGCCACCUCCCUCUGGUCAGGAUUGGGAGCCUCAGGCUGAUGGCAACGGUGAGGACGGGUGGGCUUUGGACCGCGACACAGAUGUUGAGGUCCUUGAAACAACAAGUUCUGAUGAUGGUGACGAGACAAGUGAUGAUGAGUCGGAGUCGGACACAGAGCCAGAGGCGGACUUUGAGCGCCCGAAAUCAUCAGUCAGCAAAACCCAAAAGCCCACCGCGACAUCCAACCGCCGCCCAGAGGGCUUCACGCUGCACCUAAUGAAAGGAACCGCCAAACCAGGCUUGAGGAGUGACUGGCGCUUCCUUCAUGAAUAUAUCUCCAGAGGCCGUUAUUGGGCGAAUCGCUUCAAGGCGUAUGAAAAGUUCGAGUGGCCAGCUCUUGGUACACAUGACCACCACCGACGAAAACCAUCCCAGACGAGGGUGCCUUUCGACUGGAACAACCAGGAACACAUUCAUCUCUUGAACAACUUCCGCCGCCAGAACAAUUGCCGAACCACCAACACGAGCCUCCGAGAAGCGGCACAACUGUGGUCCGAGGAAGAGAAAGAGUUUCUUCUGCAGUUGAACCUUGAAUGGCUCGCAACAAUGCGCCAACAAUUUCCCGACUUGCCCGAGGAUGAUCUGAUGAAGAAGCCAAUCUGUAACCAAACCAAGAAAGAUUGGCAAACCCGUCUGAACGCCAAAUUCCAAGGCACAAUACAACAAGGCUCAACAACACCACGACGUGAACGAAGCAUCGUGGCUAUCAUCUCUCAACGAACACGAACCCCGGCCAUCAUUGAGAGAUUUAAGCUCAAAGCCGAUGCGGAAUAUUUCAGAAAGAGAGCCAACCGGAUCGCCAAAGAAAAGUCGAAGGAACAGAACGCGUUGAAGAGAUCAUUGGAAGGAGACCAAGAGGAUGACGGACAGCCUGCGGAGAAACGUGCUCGGAUUGGUGGCAGUAUGAUCCAAGGAUAUACACGUGAUGAUAAUGACGACGAGGAAAUAGAUGUCGAGGGCGACGAAGUAGGUUCCGACGAGGAAGAGACUGAAGAAGUGAACGAAGCAGUGCAGUGA